GCCUCCGUUCACUUUAUCUUUUCCAAUCAUGCACCACAACCUGUCUUAGACUCUGUCCUUUGCUCCUUUACUUAAGCCAUCCGUCUCUCUCUUCACUCCACGUCAACAACGACUCAUUCACUGCAAAAGAAAAAAAAAGUAAGAAUUCUUUCCCACUCUUCUUCUAAAGUUCAGGAUUUCAGACUCUCUCUCUUCUGUUUGGUACCCAAGAAAAACUCUGAGAAAGCAAGAGAUGGGUUUUUCAAGGAAAGAGUACGAAUUCUUGAGUGAGAUCGGGUUGAGUUCUAGCAAUUUGGGAUGUUUUGUGAAUGGCACCUGGAAAGGAAGUGGCCCUGUUAUUUCUACUGUGAAUCCUGCUAAUAAUCAGAAAAUUGCCGAUGUUACCGAGGCUUCCAUCCAAGAUUAUGAGGAAGGGAUGCAAGCUUGCAACGAAGCAGCAAAGAUUUGGAUGCAAGUUCCAGCCCCUAAGAGAGGUGACAUAGUUCGACAAAUAGGUGAUGCAUUAAGAACCAAACUACAGCAACUUGGCCGCCUUGUCUCACUUGAGAUGGGAAAAAUUCUUCCUGAAGGAAUUGGGGAAGUUCAAGAAAUAAUUGACAUGUGUGACUUUGCUGUGGGGCUAAGCCGGCAAUUGAAUGGAUCAAUAAUACCUUCAGAACGUCCAAAUCACAUUAUGUUGGAGAUGUGGAAUCCUCUUGGAAUAGUUGGUGUAAUUACGGCAUUCAACUUCCCAUGUGCUGUUCUUGGAUGGAAUGCCUGCAUUGCGCUGGUGUGUGGAAACUGCAUUGUUUGGAAAGGUGCUCCAACCACUCCUUUGGUCACCAUAGCAAUGACAAAGCUAGUGGCUGGAGUUUUGGAAAAGAAUAACUUACCAGGUGCAAUUUUCACAUCAUUUUGUGGUGGUGCUGACAUUGGGGAAGCAAUAGCAAAAGAUAGACGCAUUCAUCUAGUUUCAUUCACUGGGAGUUCGAAGGUGGGUUUAAAGGUGCAACAAACAGUGAAUGAGAGAUUUGGUAAAUGCUUGCUUGAACUAAGUGGAAACAAUGCUAUAAUUGUCAUGGAUGAUGCCGAUGUACAGUUAGCUGUUCGUUCUGUUCUAUUUGCUGCUGUUGGUACUGCUGGUCAGCGCUGUACCACAUGCCGUAGACUGCUUCUUCAUGAAAGUAUAUAUCAGACGGUACUUGGCCAGCUACUUGGUGUGUACAAACAAAUUAAAAUAGGGGAUCCAUUAGAAAAGGGUACCUUACUUGGGCCACUGCAUACUUCUUCUUCAAGGAAGAACUUUGAGAAAGGAAUAGAAAUAAUCAAGUCACAGGGAGGGAAAAUUCUUACUGGUGGCAGACUGAUAGAGUCUGAGGGGAACUUUGUGCAGCCUACAAUUGUCGAGAUUUCUCCAAAUGCUGACGUUGUUAAAGAAGAGUUGUUUGCACCAGUUCUUUAUGUCAUGAAAUUUAAUACUUUGAAAGAAGCAAUUGAAAUAAACAACUCUGUUCCUCAAGGAUUAAGCAGUUCUGUCUUCACUCGUAAACCUGAAGUUAUCUUCAAAUGGAUUGGGCCUCAAGGAAGUGACUGUGGCAUUGUUAAUGUGAACAUACCAACCAAUGGAGCUGAAAUAGGUGGUGCUUUUGGUGGUGAAAAGGCUACAGGAGGAGGCCGUGAAGCUGGAAGUGACUCUUGGAAACAGUAUAUGCGACGCUCAACCUGCACAAUAAAUUACGGGAACGAGUUACCUCUGGCACAAGGAAUCAAUUUCGGCUAGGAAUGCGACAUGGGUCGGCCUAAGGAACCCAGUUUUACAUGUCCUGCAAAAUCAACACUACCGGCCUUGUUCGUUUGCAUCGUUGAUAGCCCCGAGAUCUUUUGUGCUUUAGACUGGGCUUUGGUUCACAAAAUUUGUUGCCUAAAAACUUAAAUAAUAACAUAUAGAAUUUUAAAAAAGAAAGGCACAAUGUUCCUAUGCCUUGCACUGAAGAAAUCCAUGUUUAAAGCAAACUUGAAAAAAACUGCAGGUCUAGUCUGUCUACUGUAAUAAUUCUUAUUAUCAAAGAACGGUAUUGAAUUUGCUUCUUUUUUUUUU
Messenger RNA from Durio zibethinus, 2077 nucleotides. RefSeq names its product aldehyde dehydrogenase family 7 member B4. Gene Ontology annotation, molecular function: aldehyde dehydrogenase (NAD+) activity. The record is from RefSeq and is a predicted model, not a curated record. NCBI's taxonomy places the organism in Eukaryota, Viridiplantae, Streptophyta, Magnoliopsida, Malvales, Malvaceae.